CCAACUUCAAAAAGUUAGUUAAUUAGUUAGCGCGAACUCAGAAACCCUAAAUCCCCAAUUUAUCUCUGCUCCCCAAACCCCAUGGCAUCGAGGAAGAAGCAAUCCGACGCCAUAGCUCUCCUGCUCUCCAAUUACAACGACGAAGAAGAAGAUGAAGACAUGGAGGACGUUGAGCAGCACAACAACAAAGAAGAAGAAGGAGAUGAAGAGCGACGAGAACGGGGAGAAUUCGACGAUUACGGUGAGCUGAGAGGCUCGGGAGAUGCUGCAAUGGCGGAUGUGGAUGGAACGGUGGGUGGUGAGUCUAGGAACGACGAUAGCGCACCGCCGAAUGCCGGGGAUAAUGAGGUGGCUUCGGAUGGUUUGAAUAGAAGAAGAAGAGGGGCACUUACAAUUGUGGACUAUGGGCAUGAUGAAGUUGCUAUGUCUCCUGAGCCUGAGGAGGGUGAAAUAGAAGGGAUUGGUCGUGUUUCUGGUGAUUUCCUUGAUAAGACACCUCCAGGAACAGUUCAUACUCCUCAAUUAUCUGAACCGUCAAACUCUGACACAAUGAACGAUAUUGUACUUGAAUCUGAGGGUAGAGAUGCUGCAGAGUCUGUUGCAGAAGAGCAGAAAGAUAUUGUUCUGUUGGAUAAGUUUCUCCCGCCACCAUCAAAAGCAAAGUGUUCAGAGGAGCUGCAAAGGAGGAUAAAUAAGUUUCUUGAAUACAAGAGAGCUGGGAAAAGCUUCAAUGCAGAAGUGCGUAAUAAGAAGGACUAUAGGAAUCCAAACUUUCUGGUGCAUGCAGUGAGGUAUCAAGAUAUUGAUCAGAUAGGGUCUUGCUUCAGUAAAGAUGUAUUUGACCCUCAUGGAUAUGACAAAAGUGACUAUUGUGAUGAAAUAGAGGCUGAUAUGAGGUGUGAAAUGGAAAGGAAAGAGCAAGAUAGGAAGAAGAGUCAAAAGGUUGAAUAUGUUUCAGGAGGAACACAGCCUGGAAUAGUUGGUGUUGCACCUAAAAUUAACAUACCUUAUCCAGGUGUUUCAACCAUGGCUGCUACUGGGUUGAGCUCCUUACCGCCUGCAGCUGAUGUCAUCCCUCGGGAGGGUAGACAGAACAAGAAGUCAAAAUGGGAUAAGGUCGAUGGUGAUCGAAAAAAUCCUCUUCCCUCAGGACCGCAGGAUUCUAUGUCUACUCUGGGAACUCAUGCAACACUCUUAUCUUCUGCCAGUGCUGGUGCUGGAUACAUGGCUUUUGCGCAGCAGAGACGAAAAGAGGUGGAGGAGAAACGAUCAAGUGAAAGGAAGUUAGAUCGAAGAUCUUGAGCCGUUUCUUAUAUUUCUUCCUAGCAGAGGUGAAAUCACGGAGAGAAGCACAGGCAUCAUAUACAACAGAUUCCAAAAUUUCAAGAGGAGAAAACGACUCCAGGCAGCACUAUUUACGGCUAGAUUCACUGCAACAGGCUUGUAACUUUUGCUAUCGAUUAUACAUGUACAUUUUCGGAAUGAUAAUCCAAUUGACAGCACACAAUUCAAGGGCGCUCAAGUCGAAUUUUCCUUGGAUAGAAUCCAACUACAGAGGAAAGAAUCGAGUCGACAUGAUGCAAUGGCUAUAAAAUUGUAGUUGUUGGACUGUAUUAUGGUUAAUUUCCACCGAUUAAGGAUGUCCUUUGGACCUUGUCUCCUACAAUACUACAAUAUUUGCAUACAAAAGUUAAUGAUGUCCAGUUUUCAGUCC
Molecule: messenger RNA, 1714 nt
Organism: Malus domestica (apple)
Lineage: Eukaryota; Viridiplantae; Streptophyta; Magnoliopsida; Rosales; Rosaceae
Biological process (GO): regulation of DNA-templated transcription
Cellular component (GO): nucleus
Source: RefSeq, a predicted model, not a curated record